CGAGGAAUGGCGGUAUCUGUGUGAGGACUCGGGGUGUGAAGAGUUGAAACUUCCAAGGCUUUUUUUUUGAGUGACAACGUAGAAGAGUACAAACAAUGGCUGAUAAUAGUGUAUUAACAUCCACUACUGAGAGGACUAGCUUUGCAGACUCUUCCAUUUUUGAUUCUAAGGUUACCGAAAUUUCCAAGGAAAACUUAUUUAUUGGAUCUACUUUAUAUGUUGAAGAAGAUAUGCCUCAGAUUGAAACCAGAGUGAUAUUGGUUCAAGAAGCUGGAAAACAAGAAGAACUUAUGAAAGCCUUAAAGACUAUUAAAAUAAUGGAAGUCCCUGUUAUAAAGAUAAAAGAAAGUUGUCCUGGAAAGUCGGAUGAAAAAUUAAUAAAAAGUGUUAUUAAUAUGGAAAUUAAAGUGCCCUUUGUGAAGAUGGAAUCAGUGGAAGAAUUUGAAGGUUUGGAUUCUCCAGAAUUUGAAAAUGUAUUUGUAGUCAUGGACUUCCAGGAUUCUGUCUUUAAUGACUUAUACAAGGCUGAUUGUAGAGUUAUUGGACCACCAGUUAUAUUAAACUGUUCACAAAAAGGAGAGCCUUUGCCAUUUUCAUGUCGCCCGCUGUAUUGUACAAGUAUGAUGAAUCUAGUAUUAUGCUUUACUGGAUUCAGGAAGAAAGAAGAGCUAGUCAGAUUGGUGACAUUGGUCCAUCACAUGGGUGGAGUUAUUCGAAAAGACUUUAAUUCAAAAGUUACACAUUUGGUGGCUAAUUGUACACAAGGAGAAAAAUUCAGGGUUGCUGUGAGCCUGGGUACUCCAAUUAUGAAGCCAGAAUGGAUUUAUAAAGCUUGGGAGAGGCGGAAUGAACAGGAUUUCUGUGCAGCAGUUGAUGACUUUAGAAAUGAAUUUAAAGUUCCUCCAUUUCAAGAUUGCAUUUUAAGUUUCCUGGGAUUUUCAGAUGAAGAGAAAACCAAUAUGGAAGAAAUGACUGAAAUGCAAGGAGGUAACUAUUUACCAGUUGGAGAUGAGAGAUGCACUCACUUAAUAGUUGAAGAAAAUAUAGUAAAAGAACUUCCAUUUGAACCUUCAAAGAAACUUUAUGUUGUCAAGCAAGAGUGGUUUUGGGGAAGCAUUCAAAUGGAUGCCCGAGCUGGAGAAACUAUGUAUUUAUAUGAAAAGGCUAAUACUCCUGAGCUCAAGAAAUCAGUGUCACUGCUUUCUCUAAAUACCCCAAACAGCACUCGCAAAAGACGUCGUUUAAAAGAGACACUUGCUCAGCUUUCAAGAGAGACAGACUUGUCACCGUUCCCUCCCCGUAAGCGUCCAUCAGCUGAACAUUCCCUUUCUAUAGGGUCACUUCUAGAUAUCUCCAACACACCAGAGUCUAGCAUUAACUAUGGAGAAACACCAAAGUCUUGCACUAAGUCUUCUAAAAAUUCUACUCCAGUUCCUUCAAAGCAAUCAGCCAGGUGGCAAGUUGCAAAAGAGCUCUAUCAGACUGAAAAUAAUUAUGUAAAUAUAUUGGCAACAAUUAUUCAGUUAUUUCAAGUACCAUUGGAAGAGGAAGGACAACGAGGUGGGCCUAUCCUCGCACCAGAAGAGAUUAAAACUAUUUUUGGUAGCAUCCCAGACAUCUUUGAUGUACACACUAAGAUAAAGGAUGAUCUUGAAGACCUUAUUGUUAAUUGGGAUGAGAGCAAAAGCAUUGGUGACAUCUUUCUUAAAUAUUCAAAAGAUUUGGUGAAAACCUACCCUCCCUUUGUAAACUUCUUUGAAAUGAGCAAGGAAACAAUCAUUAAAUGUGAAAAACAGAAACCGAGAUUUCAUGCUUUUCUCAAGAUAAACCAAGCCAAACCAGAAUGUGGACGGCAAAGCCUUGUUGAACUUCUCAUCCGACCGGUACAGAGGUUACCCAGUGUUGCAUUACUUUUAAAUGAUCUUAAGAAGCAUACAGCUGAUGAAAAUCCUGACAAAAGCACUUUAGAAAAAGCCAUUGGAUCACUAAAGGAAGUAAUGACGCAUAUUAAUGAAGAUAAGAGAAAAACAGAAGCUCAAAAGCAAAUUUUUGAUGUUGUUUAUGAAGUAGAUGGAUGCCCAGCCAAUCUUUUAUCUUCUCACCGUAGCUUAGUACAACGAGUUGAAACAAUUUCUCUAGGUGAGCAACCCUGUGACAGAGGAGAACAAGUAACUCUCUUCCUCUUCAAUGACUGCCUGGAGAUAGCAAGAAAACGGCACAAGGUUAUUGGCACUUUUAGGAGUCCUCAUGGCCAUACCCGACCCCCAGCUUCUCUUAAGCAUAUUCAUCUAAUGCCUCUUUCUCAGAUUAAGAAGGUGCUAGACAUAAGAGAAACAGAAGAUUGCCAUAAUGCUUUUGCAUUGCUUGUGAGGCCACCUACAGAGCAGGCAAACGUGCUGCUCAGUUUCCAGAUGACGUCAGAUGAACUUCCAAAAGAAAAUUGGCUAAGGAUGCUAUGUCGACAUGUAGCCAACACCAUUUGUAAAGCAGAUGCUGAGAAUCUUAUUUACACUGCUGAUCCAGAAUCCUUUGAAGUAAAUACAAAAGAUAUGGAUAGUACAUUGAGUAGAGCAUCUAGAGCAAUAAAAAAGACUUCAAAAAAGGUUACAAGAGCGUUCUCUUUCUCUAAAACUCCAAAAAGAGCUCUACGAAGGGCUCUUAUGACAUCCCAUAGUUCAGCGGAGGGACGAAGUCCUCCCAGCAAUGAUAAGCAUGUAGUGAGUCGUCUGUCUAGCACAUCGUCAUUAGCAGGUAUUCCAUCUCCCUCACUUAUCAGCCUUCCUUCCUUCUUUGAAAGGAGAAGUCAUACUUUAAGCAGAUCUACAACUCAUUUGAUAUGAAGCUUAAAAAAAUCUUCAACUAUAGAAAUGAAUGAACAUCUCAUACUCAAAUAAGAAACUGACUUAUAUGGUACUUGUAAUUAGCACUUGGUGAAAGCUGGAAAGAAGAUAGGUAACACUAAACUAUAUCAUUUGAUUUUCUUCUUCAAAGAGUAGGUUUACCUCUUAUAUUUUUGAAGUUAGUU
This is a messenger RNA of Cynocephalus volans (Philippine flying lemur), 3025 nucleotides long. RefSeq names its product epithelial cell transforming 2 (gene ECT2). Gene Ontology annotation, cellular component: nucleus; cell cortex. The transcript has 25 exons. NCBI's taxonomy places the organism in Eukaryota, Metazoa, Chordata, Mammalia, Dermoptera, Cynocephalidae. The record is from RefSeq and is a predicted model, not a curated record. Gene Ontology annotation, biological process: regulation of cytokinesis, actomyosin contractile ring assembly; nervous system development; intracellular signal transduction. Bases 96 to 2840 code for a protein of 914 amino acids. Gene Ontology annotation, molecular function: GTPase activator activity; guanyl-nucleotide exchange factor activity.